AGGAGUCACAUAUGUAUGAUGAUGAUGAUAUGCGGCUUCCUUCUAGUCAUUUCCUGGCAAUUCACAUUUGUGCAGAGUAUAAAAUCCAGUGAGACUACCAGCCACUUGAUCCAUUAUUCUGUGCAGAGAGAAAGCAUGUCCAACGCACUUCAACCCAGGGAAGCUGGCAAGUUCAUUACAGAGAAAAGCAAAGAUGUGUUUGUGGAACCAGAGGGCAUUCAAAAACUUGCCGACAAGUUGUAUGAGAAGAUCAUCCGGAAUGAAAUCACCCUGGCUGGUUGGAAAGGUCUCCAUGAGCUGAACCCACAAAGCUCCGGAGAAGACGCUGUCAACUGGGUGUUCUUUGCAGACACUUUAAACUUCUCCUUCUGGUCAGAGAGCGAGGACAAAAAAUAUCUAGUCCGAUACAAGGGGAAGGAGUACAGUGGAUAUUGGUCAUUAUGCGCUGCAAUGAACAGAGCCCUGGAUGAAGGAAUUCCACUUACUGCUGCAUCCUACUACUGCACUGUAACCAUGGACCAAUUAAAAAAAAUUCUACGUUCUGACUCAAAGUUCCCAAUCCCAAUGAUAGAAGAACGUCUCAAAAUCCUGCAUCAGACGGGAAAGGUUAUCAUGGAAAAAUUUGGAGGUUCUUUCCUUAACGUUCUCAAGCAGAGUGAAAAGAGUGCAGUGAAAUUGAUGCAACUGGUGGUGGAAAAUUUCCCAUCAUAUCGAGAUGAGGCAACCUUUCAGGGUGUCAAAGUGGCUUUCUACAAGCGAGCACAGAUCCUUGUUGGAGAUAUUUGGGGUGUGCUAGAAGGCAAAGGUGAUGGCUGCUUUUCUGACAUUCGUCAAAUAACCAUGUUUGCAGACUACAGGAUUCCACAAGCCUUGGUCCACUUUGGUGCGAUGAGAUAUUCAGAGAAUCUAUUGAAAAAGCUAAAUGAAGGAUGGCUUUUCCAGAACGAAGACGUAGAGGAGAUAGAGAUCCGUGGUUGUUCCAUCUGGGCUGUGGAACUUAUUUGUGAGCAUAUCGAGGAGCUCUUCCGGAAAAAUGGGGGAAAAAUGAACAACGAAAUCACACCUGUUCUGAUUGACCACUUCCUAUGGGACUAUGCACGUGAUUACAGGGAUGAAAUAAAUGUGGUUCCAUAUCACAGGGUGCGCUGCAUUUACUAUUAAAUUAAUCAAGGGCCUAAAAAUGUGUUUUCCCCUUUCUACACUUUUAACGCUUUAAAACGUGGUAUAUUUUUCCACAAGUGUCAGUUUUUGUUAAAUAAAUGGGAUAAUAAUGCUUCAAAAUUCUAGGUAAAAAUGGCUAAUUUAAAACAAUUCUCCAACUCAACCAUUGUCACAGCUUGGCUAUUUUUGCAUUUCGUUCUGGAUUUCCAACAAUGAUUUGAUAAUAAACCCCUUUGUCUUGAGCACUAUUGAAAUAUAUACAAAAUCAGAAAUGUCUAUCUACAAAACUUGGUCAGGUUUUGUUUUAAUGCUGCAUUUUCCUACUUAAAGAAACCAACACACAUCAUGUUGUCUAAUUCUCUGUGGUCAGUGUGUUUAUACUGUGUGCUGCAAAAGUAAGAUUGUGCA
This is a messenger RNA of Pelobates fuscus (common spadefoot toad), 1569 nucleotides long. It is a transcript of the gene QNG1, whose product is annotated as Q-nucleotide N-glycosylase 1. The transcript has 6 exons. NCBI's taxonomy places the organism in Eukaryota, Metazoa, Chordata, Amphibia, Anura, Pelobatidae. The coding region runs from base 16 to 1161 and encodes 381 amino acids. The record is from RefSeq and is a predicted model, not a curated record.